AAGGGGAGGGACUCCGACGACAAGUCUGGGGCGCUGCUGGGCUGCUUACGAGGCUGCGCCAGUGCGCCGUUUUAAUCCUAAACACUCGAUUCCGUGCGCGUUGCGUUAAGUAGAGCGAGGCUCACGCAAUUAUAGAGCCGCGGCGUUUAAAGGUUUUAUUCUCGCAUUUACUACUGCGCGUUUGGAAGCCCGGCUCUACCCGGCCCGGCCCGGCCUGCAUGUGCACCGCGAGAGCCUGUAGCGCAGGCUAAUGGCAGCCGGGCUCACUGCUGCCACACACGCCCGUCAAGUUGUCCGUGAACUUUGUCACACAUCGGCGCCAUGUCCAGCCUCCUCCUGCGGCCGCGGCUGCUGAGACUCGGCGGGAGAGCGGUGUCGCUGAUCGGCGGGGGGCGCGGAGCCAGCGACUCACUUUCAGGAGUUCAUCCGGCGGCGCGGCGCUCCAUCAUAGACCUGUCCUACUCCGCGCACUUCAUGGAUUUCGGGGGGUCCUCCAUACCCAGCAGCAUGAGCAAGCUGGUCGUCACCAAGCUCAGUCCUGAUUUCCGAGAGGCCGUGUGUGUGCAGAGCGUCGCGGUGCCGACCCCGGGAGACGCGGAGCUGCUCGUCAGGAAUCGUUUUGUGGGAAUCAAUGCCAGUGAUAUUAAUUACUCGGCGGGCCGUUACGACCCCUCGCUGAAGCCUCCUUUCGAUGCCGGUUUCGAGGGUAUCGGUGAGGUUGUCGGCCUCGGCCUUAGCGCCAGCUCCCGUUACACCAUUGGAGACAACGUGGCCUAUUUCCGCAGUGGUGCCUUUGCUGAGUACACGGUGGUACCUGCCAAGGAGUGCGUGCCCGUCCCUGCAGUGAAGCCAGAGUUCCUCACCCUGCUGGUCAGCGGUGCCACAGCCUACAUCGCUAUGAAACGUCUGGGCGACCUGGCCGAAGGUGAGACGGUCCUGGUCACCGCAGCUGCAGGAGGCACCGGGCAGUUUGCUGUGCAGUUUGCCAAACAGGCCGGUUGCCACGUGAUUGGGACCUGUUCGUCCAACGAGAAAGCCGGCUUUCUGAAGUCCCUCGGCUGUAACAGGCCGAUCAACUACACCACAGAAGACCUCGCCAAGACGCUUCGGAAAGAGUACCCAAAAGGUGUAAACGUGGUGUAUGAGUCAGUUGGAGGAAGUGUUUUAGAAGUCGCCGUGAACACUUUGGCCAACAAGGGUCGGCUCAUAGUGAUCGGCUUCAUCUCUGGGUACCAGACGCCAUCGGGUAUCCCACAGUUCAGAGGAGGAACACUGCCGGUCAAGCUGCUGCAGAAGUCGGCCAGCAUGCGGGGCUUCUUCCUGCCCCACUUCUACAGCGACUACAGGGAGGCUCUGAGUAGCAUGAUGCAGAUGUUUGCCAAUGGGAAGUUAGUGUGUGAAGUGGAUUAUGGGGAUCAGGCAGAGGGGGGGAGGUUUGUAGGCUUAGAGUCAGUCUUCCGGGCCAUGGACUACAUGUAUUCUGGGAAAAACCUGGGCAAAGUCGUGGUGGAAGUGGCACCGCCUGCUGUUAGUAAUAGCAAGCUGUGAUUUCCCAGAUUGUUAGUGCACCAAUGAAACCAUACUUGAUUACUGUGAUUUAUGACUUUAAUUAUUUUUAACACAGGUUAAUUAUUUUUGUAAGAUGAUUGAAAUGGCAUUUAAAAUAAAGCUACAUCCAACUU
Messenger RNA from Hippoglossus stenolepis (Pacific halibut), 1682 nucleotides. RefSeq names its product prostaglandin reductase 3. Gene Ontology annotation, molecular function: oxidoreductase activity; zinc ion binding. Gene Ontology annotation, cellular component: mitochondrion. NCBI's taxonomy places the organism in Eukaryota, Metazoa, Chordata, Actinopteri, Pleuronectiformes, Pleuronectidae. The transcript has 2 exons. The coding region runs from base 322 to 1548 and encodes 408 amino acids. The record is from RefSeq and is a predicted model, not a curated record.